Hevea brasiliensis (rubber tree) is the source of this 1525-nucleotide messenger RNA. RefSeq names its product mediator of RNA polymerase II transcription subunit 4. Gene Ontology annotation, biological process: regulation of transcription by RNA polymerase II. The transcript has a single exon. Lineage: Eukaryota; Viridiplantae; Streptophyta; Magnoliopsida; Malpighiales; Euphorbiaceae. The record is from RefSeq and is a predicted model, not a curated record. Gene Ontology annotation, cellular component: core mediator complex; mediator complex. Gene Ontology annotation, molecular function: transcription coregulator activity. The coding region runs from base 78 to 1328 and encodes 416 amino acids.
GCUGAUCAGUGACAUCGCCAAUACCAUUCUCACUUGGAUUUAGGGUUUAUCCUAAUUUCAGAGAGGAAAAAAAUAAAAUGCUUCAACACCAACUGGUACAGUCUCCGGCGAGGCUAGGCCUCACAAACCCAAACUCACCUUCUCUUCAAAACCCUACCCCUCCCAAAUUUCCUUCCUCAUCUUCUCAACAGCAACUUCCACCUCCCCACCACCAUCAGCAGCAGCAGCAGCAGCAGCAUCCCCCAAAUCCCUCCGCCACGUCCUCUGCUCUCCUCCCUCUUCUCCCUCCUCUCCGUAGAGCCCAGUCUCUUCUUCUCCAGAUGGCCUCCUUAGCUUCCAAGUUUUUCGAAGUCUCCCCCAAUCGAUCCCUUUGGCUAUCCACCAUUCGUGGAUCGCUACCUACAUUCCUCGCCUCUCAGAUCCAAUCAAUGCCUCCACCUCCACUCGAAUCCAAUCCUUCCUCCGCUAAAGAAAUUCUUCCUCUUUUCACUUCCCUCCAGACCCAACUUUUUGAAGCCGUUGCUGAGCUCCAAGAAAUCCUUGACCUCCAAGAUGCCAAGCAAAGAAUUGCUGGCGAUAUCAAAUCCAAUGAUUCUGCGCUUCUCAACUUCGCCAAUAAGCUCAAAGAAGCCGAAAGAGUCCUUGAUAUCCUCGUCGAUGAUUACUCUGAUUAUCGCCGUCCUAAACGGGCAAAAACAAAAUCAUUAGAGGACGAUGGUGUGAGCAAUACCACUGUUGCCUCUCAGCUCGAGUUAUCGGAUAUUUUAUCUUAUGCUCACCGGAUAAGUUAUACCACUUUUGCGCCGCCUGAUUUUGGUGCUGGGCAGGCUCCCCUUCGUGGGGCACUUCCUCCUGCUCCACAAGAAGAGCAAAUGCGAGCUUCUCAGUUGUACGCUUUUGCUGACCUCGAUGUGGGAUUGCCUAAAAAGGUCGAAACUAAGGGGAAAACCAUUGAGGCAAUCAUUGAGCCUCCCCCACCGCCACAACCAGAGGAGACCAAUCCGCUUGCCAGUUAUGCUGCCAUUCAGAGCCUGCUUCCUCCCAAUAUCACAGUUCCAUCUGGGUGGAAACCUGGGAUGCCGGUGGUUUUGCCUACAGAUUUACCCCCGCCGCCACCAGGAUGGAAGCCUGGGGACCCAUUACCUCCAUUUGAGUCUCUUCCUGUGCCUAGGAUGGUGGAGCAACAAUUGCAGCCAGGUGCUCCUCAGGGAUUGCAUAAGCCACCUGAGACAAUACAGGUUCGACAUGUACAGCUUGAUAUUCUUGAUCAGGGUGAUGAUAGUAGUGAUUAUAGUAGUGACGAGGGAAGCUCAGAUGAUGAAGAUUGAGAGGGUGAUUGUACGGAUUAAUUGAUAGUAUGAAGUGCUCUAGAUAAGUAUGCUUGCUCCUUACAAAAUAGUGAAAGUUUGCAGUUGCAUUUGAUGUGCCCUUGUACUUUGAUGUAUAAGUGAGGUGGAAUUGUUAUUAAGUAUUUUCCCCUUUUUUUCCUACACUACAAAUGACAAAUAACAUAAUUUGUUUACCA